This is a messenger RNA of Ictidomys tridecemlineatus (thirteen-lined ground squirrel), 3244 nucleotides long. Lineage: Eukaryota; Metazoa; Chordata; Mammalia; Rodentia; Sciuridae. The record is from RefSeq and is a predicted model, not a curated record.
CACCGUUUUAAGGACUGAAUGAUCCAGUUCGUCGCAACUGCAUUUUCUCCUUUCCAGGAGGUGGAGGCUAAGAAUUGCCACAGAGAAGCCCCGACAUUUGCCAAACGCUUACUGCUGCGCUCAAAAAUUUCCUGUGGGUGAUGACCUCCCCACGAGAACAUGCCUCUCGCAAAAAAAUCUCCUUCAUCCCUCUCCAGAAGAGAAGAGGAAACACAAGAAGUGGUUCCUGGUGCAGAGCCCCAAUUCCUAUUUCAUGGAUGUGAAGUGCCCAGGAUGCUAUAAAAUCACCACAGUUUUUAACCAUGCACAAAGAAUAGUUUUUUGUGUUGAUUGCUCCACUGUUCUCUGCCAGCCUACAGGAAGAAAAGCAAGACUUACAGAAGGAUGUUCCUUCAGGAAGAAACAGCACAAAAAGCAGCCUGAAUCAAGAUGAGUGGGAAAACAUACCAAUAAACAUGUUUUAGAUAUUAAAAAAAAGAGAAAAAAAGAAAUCACAUGCUUGGGCCUCAUAUCCUAUCUGUUGAAUAAGAAAUGCAAGAUAAGACUGGACAUUUCUCUGUUCAGCCUCUGUAAUAUCUUUCUAUAGCACUGGUUAGAGUGUAUCAGAAUCACAGUGAGGACCUUUUAAAAUAUAUCACAAAACAAGAAAGGGAAACAAAAGAGAAAGGUUAGUCUCCGAAGGACAUAAAUGCCAUGAGUCCAUUAUGCUGCUGAAGUUCUCACUCACUGUGUCCAGUUACACAGGCUCUAGCUCAUAUCUCCUGAAUCUUUUCUCUCUCCUACAUCCUCCCUCUUUAGUCUCUCAUCAUCUUUCAUCUUUAGCUUAGCUAUUGCUGAUCCAUUUCCAGUCUCACACGAUUCCUAUCCAUUUCUCUUGUUGCCUCCAUUUAUAAAACAAUCUUGGCAUCGCUUUUCCCUGAAAAAAAUCUAUCAAUCACCUCUUAGUUCCUAUAAAUUUCAAACUUAGAGACUCAACUUCCACCCACUUUUUCAAUAAUCUGAACUCUUAUCUUUCCCCACUACUCUUUUUUUCCAACUACACUGAACUAUUCCUUCUUCCUCAAGUAUUCCAGGCACUGGCAUGCCUCAGAGCCAUUGUACAUGUAAAUUCCUCUGCUUGGAAUGAUUUCAACCAUUGGGUCAACAUCAACUACUACCUGAUCAGCUUCUACUCAUCCAUCUAAGCUCUGGCCAAGAAUCCCUCCUCUGUGAAACUCCUCUUGAUCCCCUGGACUAAACUUUCCUAUUUGGUAUUUCCUUGAGCUCUACACUGGUCUUGUUCAUAGAACUUGCCAUGGUGCUCCCUAAUUGUUUGUAUCUUUUUCUUCCUACUAUAAUGUGAGCAUCUGGAGAGAAGGUAACCAUGUCUUGCUCAUCUUCCCACAUCAUCCUCUAUUUUCUCUCACUGCUACUGUCUCUGGUGCACAAUGUUUAUGGAAAGGAAAAACGAAAUAGCACAUUUUUUUAACAAGUUACUGACCAUUUGAGGACAAUGUCUGGAUUAGAAGAUUUUAGGGAGGAUCACAUGAGAAUAUCCAGUACAUUUUCACACAAAACAGCCAUAAUAGUACAUUGCCUUAUGUAGAAAAGUGUUAGGCAAACACGUGAUUCCUAUUCCAGGUUUUAACAGUGUAAUAUGGGAGAUAUGACAAUGCAUAAGAGGUAAAUAACAACAGGUGACUACCAAUUUUGCCAGAGGGGCAGGAACAUAUAGAGAAAAGGAGGCAGAAACAUUAAAGGAAGUAUGUAGAAACAUUAUCUGGAGGAUGAUAGACACAGGUCAAAACCUUUUUUAUAUAUAUAUUUAGUUAUACAUGGAUAAAAUAUCCUUAUUUUAUUUGUCUAUUUUUUUAAUGUGCUGCUGAGGAUUGAACCCAGUGCCUCACACAUGCUAGGCAAGUGCUCUAUCACUGAGCAACAACCCUAGCCCCCAAAACUUUUACUUAUACAUAAUAAAAAGACAUGUUUGAGCAGAUGGAAGAGGAAGGUGGAUAUACAGAAAAAAGAUAUGGCUAAGUACUGAGACUGCAUGCAGCCUUGAAGAUUGCAUGAUUUUAACUGCCACUUACAACUAUGCAACUUUGGAUAAGUUACUCCUCAGUGACUCCACUUACUUCUCUGUUCAGUAGGGAUGGUAAUUGUUAUUUCAUAGGACAUUUGAAGAUAUUUAAAUAGAAAAACUUGAAAAUAUACACAAUGUGCCUGGUACAUGGAAGCAUUAAACGUGUACUAAUUUAUAUUCUCAUUAUUCUGUAAGGAGAUUAAUCAGAAGAUUAAUCAGAAGGCUUCAUCUUCUUAAUCAGAAGAUUAAGCCUAUUAAAGAUGGGUGCUCAGGAACUGAAAUGCAAGACACUAGGGGCAGAGAACUUGUUAGAAGGUUGUGACAGUCACAACUAUGAGAAUACAGAAACAAAUGGGGAGCAGGUGAAGGUAAACCUAUCUGCUUUGGUAACUGACCAGAGGAAAGCACCUGUGAUAGGAAAAGGAGAAGACAAUGGCCAGGGUGUUACUACCUGGGAGACUGGCAGAACCAUAGAAAUACACUAGAAACCUAGAGAGGAGCUUGUUUUGGAUAGGCAGAGAUGUGGUGUGAAUUUCAGCAGGGUCUUUAAAUUUGUGACUGAAGCCAGGAGGAUAUAUAGCCAAUACCCCAAACUGUAUUUGAAACCUUUUAAGUUUAACCUCUUAAACAGUUUGAGGUAUUGGCUAGUGAACAUAGUUGAGAGUUCUCUAAGUAGACAGUCUAGAAGUGUAUUAUCUUUGAGUAUAUUUACCUAAUUAAUGAGCCAAAUAAUUAAACCAGUUCUUCUGUCCUGACCCAGGAGGAGGGAAUACUAUUCAAAAUGAGACCUAUUAGAAGUAAGAGCCUAGAUGCCCUGCAUCCCUCACCUCCCUGUAGGCAUCAGUUUAUAUCUACUUCACAUCUCUUAUCCUCUGUGGUAUAGAAUUUUCUACAGUCUUAUCUCAAACCUGAAUUUGUCCAGUGGACUGGACAAAGAUGCUUUACUGAGAGAAAUGCUAUGCUUGCUCAGCAGAGACCCUCUACUUAGUGGCCUUUCUGAGAAAGAAGAAAACUAAUCUCCUUAAUUGUCAUAACAGAAUAUUCUAUUUGUUGCUCAAAUAGAUGUUUAUUUCCCUUCAACCAAUGCAGCAGUUACUUUAAACAACAGGGCAGAACCCUCUAUCUUAUGACUUCAACUGGUGUUUUGCAAAGGGAAACCAAUAAAAUGUCUAGUUGCCAGGU